Messenger RNA from Bombus impatiens (common eastern bumble bee), 9982 nucleotides. Its product is annotated as microtubule-associated protein futsch. Lineage: Eukaryota; Metazoa; Arthropoda; Insecta; Hymenoptera; Apidae. The record is from RefSeq and is a predicted model, not a curated record.
AGUUGUGAUGGUAACCCUCGUAGUGUCAGCUCUAUCACCAGGUUACAAUUCAUCGUCGAUUGCUGCUCGAUGGCUGCAGUUUGGCAAGAGAUCGUUGCUGAAUGCGGAAACGCAGGAAAAUCGCAGAUAAGUCACAGCGAAGAUUUGGACGUUACGCUGGACGAUGUCUGCGCGAUAAAUUGCCGAAAAUUCAACAACUGACAAUUGGCAAAUUCUCUGUCGAACGUUGGAACCAGACAGACCCAAGAAAAUUGUACUCGAAAUAAGAAAAUACCGUAAUUAGCGCUCUUUUUAUCGGAAACUUGAUAUUGGAAUUAGGAAAUUAGCAUAGUCAAUAAACGCAGGAAGACGAAGAGUAGGACUCCUUUCUGACUCUUUUCUCGAUCAAUUCUUCGCUUGAGAUUUCACAGUAUUUUGUUUGAAUAAACACAGAGACAGUUUCUGAAUAUCCGCAAGUUUGACAGUAGCUGUGGCUAUUGACAGUGUCUCGGACGACACUGGAAGAAAGAUGACAAGCAACGUAAAGGCUUUCUGUACGUACAGCGAACAGUUUAAAAGGUGUUAACGAAGUUUCUUCGACAAAUUCUUCGCUCGAAAUUUCUUUAUUACGUUCGGAGGCUUAGGUUGAAAAUUAGAACGCGUUUCGACGCUGUCUCGAUAAAUACGUAGAAGCAGAAAGCUGACAAGAACGUAUUACUAAAUAUUUAACGUGACAUUAUGACGCCAUGAUUUCUGCUCUACAUUCCGCAACUAGGUCAAAAUACAAGAGCCACGAAUUCUCCGCGGCUAUGAACGCCCGAUCUAACGAUCGAUAACGAACGACAGCCAUAAUCCACGACGAUGAUAAUCGUAACGAUUACAAAUAUCUUGCAGCGAUUGGAACUGAAAUACAACGUGGAAAUAUGAAAAACGUGCGAGGAUUGUUGAACGAAAAAAUAUACCUGCAACGUCUGUUAAAUUGCGGAUGCUGCGUAGAAGCUUGCGAAGAAAAUACACUUUCGCCAACUUUUCUAAAAAUAAACCUUCGCAAGCUUGAACAAAGUUUAAACUGUUAGAGACUUGCUGCAUAACGAGACACGCGUUGAAUCGUUCGUUUAACAUAGAAACAAGAGGAUGGCGCGUAUCAAUGGCCAGGUAAUAAACCGCUAAUCAAAUAAGGAAAUUGUAGUCUGUUUUCGUGGAAGCCGGGAGUUCUGAAGUUUCGUCGCCAGAGCUAUGAACUUGACAUCCAUAAGAGCGACCUUCCACCCAGCCACGUAACGCCGUAUCGAUUGCUCGUCAACGGAACGCUGACGUAAACUCCUAACUGCAAUAGUUUAAUUGAAUCUGGAAGCUUGAAGCAUCGAUGACGAGCUAUCAAAUGGCUAAUUAAACAGCGAACUCGCGGCUACUCCAUCGAAUCUGCGGCUUGCGAGUUUCGCUUCGCGGAUCCUGUGAACUUGAGGAUCGCAAGGUCGGCCCUGAAGCCACAGCCACGUGGUAUCGUAUCGGAUUGACGCAAGUUGAAUCGCUUCUCGCGUCGAAGAGGUGCGAACAAUGGGCCAUAAAAGAAUAGAAAGCUGGCACUUUGAAUAUAACUUCUCGAAGGUGAAUGAUAAAUAGAAGGUGAAUGAGGACCAUGUAAGGUGUAAAUAUCGUGUGUAUCUCUGGUGAAGAGCAGGUGACAAAGACGCGAAGAAGAAGGUUAGUGUUCACUCGUGGAAGCGACGAGGAAUAGCCAUGAAAGAUGAAGCGCAAGGAAAGAAAGAAGCAGAGCAGAAAUACGUCGAUUCGAUCGAAACAACUGCAACCCCCCGGAGUCUCCAUGGACAUGGAAUCGUCCUGGGCAGCUCAAGAGAUCAAGUCCAAUCUGAAUAAUAUGGCUCGCUUUCAGCAGAAGCAACUGCAGGAGAAGGAGCAGAAGUUGCUGCAGCUUUACGACCAACAACAGCAACGAGCUUAUCAAGUGGUGCAACGAGGCAGCGCCGGCUCCAACAGCUCGAGUCAUGCUACCUCCAUCAGCCAGCACACCGUCACAAAGACCUCGAGCAGCAGCCAUACAACCUCGACCUCGCAAGGUGGAAAGGUGAGGCAGAUGUUCGACGAAAGACGGCAGACGACGGUGAAGGGCAUCGACAGAAGCUACCCACUGGAGCCGCUGGAGAACAAAUCGCGGAAACAGACGAACGGAAACGGCGUGCAGAAGAACGGAAAUUUGACGGUGAACCGACAGUCGGUGACUGUGAAACGAGUAGCCAAAGCUGACGUGAACAGCAAUUUGAACGGUGGCAAACCGAUCGUCUCGUAUCACGAGGAAAUCAGUCGAGAAUCGUUCGGUCCGUGCGCGCGCCAGCACCAAGAGGAUGACGAGUUUGGAAACGAGAACCACGUCGCGCAAUAUGCGAAUGGAAACCAUCGAGACGAGACACGUAUGGAGGAAGUUUUGGACGAAGAUAUGAUAGAAAGGAAUCGUAUGAUGGCGAAGCUUCAUCUGAUGGAGUACGACGAGACGUUGAAGCACCGUGUUAAAAACGACCUCGAGAGCGAGGAAUUCCCCGAGGACUUUAUGGUCGAUGUUCCUGACAAGCUUCCAAAACAAAGUGUUACCAGGAAGUUAUCUCAAGCGGAGGUCAGGUUGGAACGCUUUAAAAACGCGAACGCGAGGCGUGGUAACAACGUUACGAAGAACCCAGCCAUUGGCCCGAAGAAACGAUCUGACCCAAUAUUUCCAGCAAAAUCCACUUGCAGCGCCAGCCGAAUGACCAACACAGCUUCAGACAGAAGAUCGAACGACGGGAAAAGUCCUGCAAGUAGCAAAUCCAGAGGGAAGACACUGGUCUCUGGAAAUGUGGGGGAAAUGGUAUCGUUGGAUUCCGGGAGAAAUGUGAGACGAAGAGACGAAAAUCCACGGUUCUUCUGCGAAGAGUACGAGAAGUCUGCCACUGUGCACGCCGUUGGUUCGAAAACCGCGAGGAAAUUGUCGCCUGAUUUGUCUGAAGAUAGAAUACGAAGAAGCGAAAGGUCUGCGAUAUUUAAUAAAGAGAAAUCUGCUAUUAAAUACCCGAUAGACUCGAAAGCUGCAAGAACAUCGACAUCCGAGUCGCUUAAAGAUAAGACAGGGAAAAGACAAAGUCGCGAAUUAUUCUCUAAAGAUGCUGGAAAAUCGACCGUAACUUCUGCGACUGGCGCAACAACUGCUAGGAAAUUGUCUUCUGAAGCUUUAAGAGAUGUCAAGGAUCAAGGCGAUCAUGGUAAAUUUAUCGCCGAAGAGUCUGAAAAAUCAGCAACGACUUACGCGAUUCGUCCAAAGUCUGCAGAGAGACCGAUUCGUGAAGUUUCCGAAGUUACAAAGGACAUUAAGCGACGAAGUGAAAGUCCGAAAUUCUUCUGCAAAGAGUCUGAAAGAUCAGCAACGACUUACGCGAUCGACUCAAAGACUGCAGAGAAGUAUACUCGCGAAAGUACGAAAGAUACGGGGGAUUUGAAACGACGAAGUGAAAGUCCGAAAUUCCUCUCCAAAGAGUCUGAAAAAUCAGCAACGACUUACGCGAUCGACUCAAAGACUGCAGAAAAGUAUACUCGUGAAGCUACGAAAGAUGCGAGGGACUUGAAACGACGAAGUGAAAGUCCGAAAUUCUUCUGCAAAGAGUCUGAAAAAUCAGCAACGACUUACGCGAUUCGUCCAAAAUCUGCAGAGAGACCGAUUCGUGAAGUUUCCGAAGUUACAAAGGACAUUAAGCGACGAAGUGAAAGUCCGAAAUUCUUCUGCAAAGAGUCUGAAAGAUCAGCAACGACUUACGCGAUCGACUCAAAGACUGGAGAAAAGUAUACUCGCGAAAGUAUGAAAGAUACGGGGGACUUGAAACGACGAAGUGAAAGUCCGAAAUUCCUCUCCAAAGAGUCUGAAAAAUCAGCAACGACUUACGCGAUUGCAGCAACGACUUACGCGAUCGACUCAAAGACUGCAGAGAAGUAUACUCGCGAAAGUACGAAAGAUACGGGGGAUUUGAAACGACGAAGUGAAAGUCCGAAAUUCCUCUCCAAAGAGUCUGAAAAAUCAGCAACGACUUACGCGAUCGACUCAAAGACUGCAGAGAAGUAUACUCGCGAAAGUACGAAAGAUACGGGGGAUUUGAAACGACGAAGUGAAAGUCCGAAAUUCUUCUGCAAAGAGUCUGAAAAAUCAGCAACGACUUACGCGAUUGACGGAGAAACAAGUAAAAAAUUCUCACUCGAAGGUUUAAAAAGCGUCAAGAAACGAAGCGACAGUCCAAAACCUACAACUUACGCGAUCGAGCCAAAGUCCGCAGAAAGAUUGAUUCGUGAAGUUUCCGAAGAUAUAAAGGACGUUAAACGGCGAAGUGAAAGUCCGGAAUUUUUCUGCAAAGAGUCUGAAAGGUCAGGUACCACUUACGCGACUGACUCAAAGCUCGCAGGAAAAUUAGCCCGUGUUUCUUUGAAAGAUAUAAAAGAUGUUAAACGACGAAGUGAAAGCCCAAGAUUCUUCUGCAAAGAGUCUGAAAGAUCAGCUACCACUUACGCGAUCGACGCAAAAACAAAUAAAAGAUUCUCUUUCGAAGAUUUAAAAGACGUCAAGCAACGAAGCGAUAGUCCAAAAUCCACAACUCACGCGAUUGACUCAAAACGUGCGGGAAGAUCGAUCCGUGAACCUGCUGAAGACAUAAAAGACGUUAAACGACGAAGUGAGAGCCCGAGAUUCUUUUGCGAAGGAUCUGAAAGAUCAGCUAAAACUUACGCAAUUGAUCGAAAGGCUGCUAAUUCCAUGAAGACCAGAACACCACGUAGCGAUAGUCCGAAAUUCUUCUGCAAGGAAUCGGAGAAAUCAGACACGGCUUAUGCGAUAGACUCGACAAUUCUUCCAACGUCCCCUAAUUAUAUGAAAGACAGUAAGAGCUCCGUAUUAAAAAUCGAAUCAAAGAACAAAAAGGAUACGACUAUUAACACGAUAAGAGAAUCAACGAACGACGCCAUGAAGAGACACGCUACAUUUCCCAAACGCGAUGCAGUCAGCAAAUCUUCUUCUUUGGAAAGUGCAAAAUAUGACGUGAUAUCUUGCGCGAAACCCGAGUACCAAACUCUGCGUAAAUUUACCGAAACCAAGUUACCUGACGUUUUCGAGCGUCUAACAAGAGAACGUAGCUCGAGUCCUCGGUCUUUUUGUCGCGAAGGCAGAAGAUCAGCCACGACGAUGAGCACUCGCAACAGGGACACCGAGUCCACCUCUGUAUCUGCAAACGCGGUCGAGGAAAUGAAAAAGAAAGGCAGCGAGAGUCGAAGAGUCGGUUCUGGAAAGCGCGAUGCUUCGAUAAUUCGUGCUGACGAAUCGAAAUCACCAGACUUCGCGAAAGCAUCGUCCAGAAGCUGCAGCGUAAGUCCGCAGUACUUCGGCUCGGAUUCUGACAGAUCCGCCAGCGUCCUGAUGGUCACGCCGGAGACGAUAGUGAAAGCAAAAACAGAUCUAGCGUGGUGCAGGAAAAGAGAACAAAGUCCUACGUUGUACGUUUCCAAAGGCGAGAAGCUCGUCACGAACGUACCGAGAGAAGCGACAAGAGGAUCGUCGACAGAAAGCCAUGACGAGACAGCGAAACGCUUCAUCAGAAGCUCGGUAUCGCGAUUUUUCUCGGAGCAAUGUGAAAGAGCAGCGAGAAACGUGGAGCCGAGAAAGCUUCAACUGACAGACGCCAGAACACCGAGUCAGACGAAGUCGCAGUUCGAUGAUGGACGAGCUGAGAGGGACGAGAGAACGAGUUUCGUCGCAGACGGCAGUCGCGACUCGUCGCCCGGGUCUCGAGAAAUCGUGGAAAGUAGAGAAGAAACGCCAGAAUCCUUGCGUUACGAGACAGAAGAGUGCGCCAUUGCUACGAGCCUUCAGCCUGAAAUUUGCACAGACGUUGAGCAACCGCCCAAAGGUGCGCACUCGCUUAAACAAACAGUUACGCGUGAGAUUACGGCAAGGCCAAGGAAUCUAUCGACCAACGUCAAGGACAGAUUCUCGAAGAGUCCUUUAAGCGUCAAGGACGACAAUUUGACAGCCGAAAACGCGAAUGCACUUAGCCGUAGAGGGUCCGCCGGUGUUCUACGUUCGACGAAACUGAUUCGCGACGUACUGCAGCGUCAGAGUGGCCAAGAUCAGGUGGAUGCUUCGCCUGGAAUAUCCAGCGAAUGGGAAGAGCGACCGAGGGCCGACAGGAUGCAGGCAGAAACGAGGGUGGACAGGAAAGUUGAGGAAAGAGCUGGGACGCCGACUGGUCGCCAACUGGGAUCGAAAAGUUACAGGUCCGUGGAAGUGGACACGCAGAUCGGAGAAGUCAGGACGCCUGAACGAUACGUAAAACAGGAACAGCUUCGAGGCACUUACUCGAGAUCGAGCAAGGGAACAGCCUGCGAGAAGUCGAGUGUUGGAAAGUUGCUGACGUAUUCCGUGCGCAAGCCGGUUAAACAGAGAGGGUCGUUGCUGAAGUCGAACAUUUUCCAGCAAUCACUGAGAGGUCGAGAUUCGGCGGACGAGAGGCCCGUUAGCUCGAAACGUACAACGCGAAUUGCGUCUCUGAAGAAGGAGCCUGCAGCUUGUGCUCGUAGCUUGCAGAGUCGAACGAAGGGAAACACGGCAAAUGGGAAGAACAAGAGCGACACUUUGAAGGCUCGCAGCCAAACAGCGAGUCCGAUCUCAGCAAGCAGCGGAAAGACGAGCUCAGAGACGGUUGCUGAUAAGAGGAACAUGGACAGAUACGAUGCUUCGAAGCGUAUAACGCGAACGUCCAACGAAUCCAUCGCUCGUGGCUCGGAAGGAGCAACUGAUGUGGCAGAUCGAAGCGGCGAAACCAAAAUCCCAAGAGCUGGAGCACGAACUGCCAGGAAGCAGAGUAUCGCGGAUGAGAGGAAGAAAGGCAAGACGUCUAAACAGGCUGAAAUUUUGAAGUCCACGCAGCUCGUUCGCAGUGCUACAAGAGGAUCAGACUUUGCGCAGGAAUCACGAAAAAUGGUUGGCGAAUCAGUUGACGACGGUACAGUCAGAGACGAACAGACUGAAAUGAGGAAAAGUUGCUGCCCCUCGACGAUCGAUAUUAGAAGGUCGGAGGCCGGCUUAACUUCUAUAAAGGAACUUUCCAAGAAUUACGAGAGAACAGACUCGGUGGAGUCGGCUCUCAGACGUUUCGAUUCGAUCGGAACUGAGGCUGAAUCGAUCCGAGGCACGUUGGAACGAAGCGUGGAAUCGAUACCGAAGGAAAUACGAAGGAAAUCUGGCGGAAGCAUUGGCCGCAAGGCUGACUCAAAGACGAUUUCGCCGAAAGCACUUGAUCCACCGAAUGUAAAUCUUUUCGCUAAGAGAACGUGCUCCAGCAAAGCUACGACCGUAUCCAGAAGCGCAAUGGCCGCCGCUAAAGGGAGGCAGGCUGAAACGCAAGAAACGCGGAGGCAGAAAAAAUUGGAGAAAGCCAAAGACUCGAUAGAGAUCAGCCGAAUUGCCAUAAGAUCGAGAUCGCUGUCGUGCAAGCGGAAGCUUUUCCAGCACACUGAUUCCAGCGAGACUGGAAGCGUUGCAUCGAGGUGCAGCAUCGAUUCCCUGAGAACCGUGGAACGUCUCUCGACGACUUCCAAUAAGAAGAAAACGCGCGACUCGGUGAAUACCACGUCGAAACGCUUCGAAUUCUCUGGCAACGACGAGACGUCGACGCAGACGAUAGACAAAGCAGAAACGGAUAAAAUGACAACAGGUGUGGGUUGCUCAUCGACGAAGCAACUGAGAUCGAUCGAGGAUAUUCGUAGGUCGAUCGAGGACGAAAGUUGGGAUCGCGAAACGGGGCAACCGUCGGUGAUGUCGGCGAUCGUAGGCAGCGUGGCGAAAGCAGCGGGUCGAUCGAAACCUCGUCGAAUAAAUGUCAAUGAUCGCGCUGGAAAUAGAAAAGAGAUAUGUUCACCGGGGCGGUCGAUGAACCUUACCGCGAGCAACGACGCUUUAGGGGAUACGGAGCGUUCGUCUGUAAAGUGUACGAUGCGUUUCUCCAGGGUCGCGAAAAGUCCGAGCCCGGAGACGACCAAGGAAACGAGCAUCCGUGCGAGAAGAAACAUCCCAACGUCGCCGUCCAAAAGUCCGGACACGGUCGCUAGGCGUGCGUCGAGCGAGUUGAAAGCUCAAGACACAAGAUCGACGAAACGGCCAACGACUAUGAAAGGCACCGAGCCAAUUGGAAACAGGAAGGCGUUAACGGCGACGAGCACAACUACGAAAAAAUCAGCGGACGUGGUCGAUAGCGCUAUUCUCGAGAAUGGUCUGCAUUUACGAGACCAAACUGCCGAAACGAAAUACGAUAACGACUCGCCUACGAAGAAAAGCGACGCUCUGGUCGUCGACUUGGACGAGCAACCGCCGAAGGAAAACGAGCCACUUCCGCGGAAACCGCUCUUACGAAAACAGUCCACCGAGAAACAGAUUACUUCCAUGCAAUCAACACGGCCACCAUCGGUUUCGUCCACAUCUGGUGGUAGCCCCAUGCAAGGUCAGACUUCCGGUUCUAGAAGCAAAAUGGCUUCGAGAGCAAAGACGCCAAUUUCCGGUUCAACGGGAUACAAAGGAUCAGCUUCCAGCAGAACCGGAGGAACCGCGGCAGCGACAUGUUACAGUGACGCUCUGGUUCCUUGCAAAAUGUGUGGCCGCCGUUUCGCUCAAGAUCGAGUAACCCUUCACGAGCAGAUUUGCGCGAAAACGACCCAAAAAAAGAGGAAACAAUUCGAUACGAUGAUGUAUCGCGUAAAAGGCACCGAUCUCGAACCGUUCGUGAAAAAAGGACUUGUGAAAAAACAAGUGGAGAAAUCGAAGAAGCCGGAGAUAAAGUCGAACUGGCGGCGCAAACACGAGGAUUUCAUUAACGCCAUACGCUCGGCCAAACAAGUACAAGCACACCUGGCCGCAGGAGGCAAGCUCAGCGAUUUGCCACCGCCGCCGGUUAGCGAUAACUACGAUUACAUUCAGUGUCCCCACUGCGGAAGAAAAUUCAAUAAGGCUGCCGCCGAGCGUCACAUUCCCAAAUGCGAACACAUGUUGCACAAUAAGCCGAUACACUCGCGAGCGCCGAAACCAAGGCGUUAAUUCUGCCGGAGUCAUUUCUGCUAAACGAUCUUUCUAUAUACGUACAUCGAGCAGGAACAAGAUAGAUAAAAGUGUCUUUAUUUUGAGAAAAAUCAACUUGAAAUAAAUUUUGGAAGGAGAAAAGGAAACCAGAACGAAAGAUUAAAUUAAAUCGUAGCUUGAAGCGUGAUGUUAUAUUUAUAGUAAAAUGUGAAAAAAUAUAGACACAAUAAUUACGAUAUUUUUAAUAGAACGCAGCUUUCAUGAAGCACCUUGUCUCUAUCUUGUUCGUGCGAUCGAUACAGUUUUAUACAAGCGUCGCGUUGAUUAUGGAAUACUUAGAAAAUGUUGUAUGGGAUCUUACAUAAAUGGAGAAAAAAUCUCGCAGAAGACCGUCAUCUAUCGGACAUGUGCAGAAGACGAAUGUAAAAGCGAUUUGUAUCUACUGCUUGAAAUCUAUGGGUUUCCUCCGUGUAUUUGGGACAAAUGUAUUUUCCAAUUAUACUAAAAUAAAAUACGAAUUUUCUCUACACCCUGUAUAUACAUCUGUACGUAGCGAAACGAACAAAUAUGUUUGAUCGUUAUUUUUUCAAAAAAUAUGCAGACAAAAGAUAUGCAGAAAUGAUAAUAUAUACAUAUAUUUCCUCUGUUUAUUUUGUGAAUUAAAAGAUCAUGAACUAAUAACUAUCUGUUUAAGAGAAAUUAAAAUUUACGGCAUCUCGUUGUGAAAAUUUAACAUAUAUUUUGGAACGCUUACUUUUUACGUAUUUGUAUCUUUUUAUACAAUAAUAGUAGCGAAAUAUUGUAUGGCUAUUUGUCGCAUUGUAAUCGAUCCUCCCAAAACAAAGAACGUAUUGUGUCCUCGUAUAAUAACCGUAUGUAAUUAGUGAACGUUGUUUAGAGCUGAUGAAUUAA